UUGGUAGAAUCAAUUUCAAAUGUUUUCUGUGUUGAAAUGAUAACAAAUUAGGAGAAAUCAGCAGAACAAAAGUUUGUUUACAAAUCUUAUUAGCCCUAUUCAAAUGUUGAUAUGGAAUUGUAAUUGUAAUUAUUAUUUGUUGCACGGUAACUUGUUAGCAAAGCCAUAUAUCGGGUCAAGGAAGUAGUAUUGUAGUGAUAAUUUUGUUACAUGCAUUUAGUGAAAAAUGGAAGAGUCCGAUUCAUAUACACCGGAACAGGAUAAAAACUGCUCGGAUAAUAUGAUGUGGGAAACUUUGAUUAAAACGCUAACCGAUGGAGUAAAAAAUCGCUGUUCCACAUUGGAAAAAAUUCUGAAUAUGAUCAAACACAAUCUUACCUAUGACGAUCCUGGCUUGUUUCCAUCCAGUUUUAUUGCGGAGCAAGAAGAGCGAUCCUUUAUAAAAGCAUGCAACUUUUGGCUGCUUAAUAAAUUGGUUCAAAUUACAUCGAUUGAAGAAUAUAUCGGAAUACAAAAAAGUAAUGCGGAACUUCAACAGACCAUUAUAUCUGCGAGUUUUGUUAAACAACCAUGGUUCUUUUACGAAACAGCUCAACAAUACUUGGAAAUGCUGGAACAUCUAAAUUCAUUCAAUUCAGAAAAAGAACUACAACUGGUAAUAUUUCAUAUGUCUGAACAUUACUUCAAUCGGCUUAGCUGUUCUUGCUCAAUUGUACCUAUUGAAGUUAAAAACAAGGUCUGCAAGAGAGCGCUAACAGAAAAUUGUUUGCUCAUACUCAGCCAGGUUGUUUGUCUUGUCGACGAUGGAGCAAAUCAGCGACUUCGAGAACGAUGCGCCGAGCUGGUUCUAGAAACGUUGAAUUGUGGAUCUUUAGAAGAGAAAACAUUUAGCCUUAUGUUCUUCGCAAAAUACCUCAAAAUGGCAACCAUGCAGUCCAGGAAUCUCGAAAAAUUAGUAUUUGAGGUGCUAACUAUUGUUGAAAUAUCUCUGGACAGAUUUGACCGAUGGGUAAACAGUGAAAUCAUUCAUUUCAAGUCGUUGGAACAGUUUAAAACGGCUCUCAUGGAUUUUUAUGCCAAGUUGAAAUGUGUGCCAUUCAGCAAUACGUUUACAGAGUACCGAAAAAAGCUUGUUUUUAGCUCUAUUCGAAUAAUAAAAAGCCUGAGAUUGAUAAAGAAAGAUGAAAUGAACGCUAAACUAACGCUUUUGGAUCAAAUUAAAGAAUUUCUGAAAGCUUUACUCAGUCAGAUUGGGUCGGUUUCCAUUACAGAUGGUUUCGAAGAUGUGUUCUCGUUGUCCCAGGAAUUUCCAGAUAUCUUGGAUUUACUCGAAUUGCCGAUAACAAAUGAUACAAUCCAAGCUUAUGUAAAAAACGAUAUUGUACUCUGUAAUGUUAGCCACAACUGGAGGAAUGCUAUUGGUAUUCUAGAAGAUCGGGAGAACAAACUUAAGGCUGCCAAAAAAAUUGCUAUUCGGCAGAAAAUUGUUCGCUUGGCCGUCAAUGUAUCACACAACUUUUCGAUAUGGAAGCAGAAAAAAAUGUUGCACGAAAAACAACUACUUGUUUUUGGCGAAAAUUUGAUUCCAUUUCUACAAGCAUUGUUUGAUGAAACCGACGAAACUGACAUUAAUACGGAUGUUAUUCUACAUGUACUAGACAUUUCUCAUGAUGUCAUACUGCUAAAAGAGUUUUCCGUAUUAGAAGAAAGCUUCCAGAGGCAAAUUUGUUGCUGGUUGUUCCUACCUUUUAUAAAAGACAUUAAUUCUACCGACUUACUAAUCUCCGGAAAAGUAUUGGAGAAAUUUAUGACAAAUUUUCUAAGUAGUGACGAUCUUAGGAUAUUAAAAACACGAACUCUAGAUCAGCUUUGCGCUCUCAGAUGCGAUAACAUUAUUGAGCCUGUGUCUGAUUUCCUAACGAAAACUUUAUGGGCACUAAUCACUACCAUCACAACUUCAGAGGAUAUAGAACAAAAACAAACACUUUACAGUUUCUAUCAAAACUUACUACUCUCUUCCAAAUAUCAAACAAAACAACUAGUCGACGAGAUACUUUUCCCAGCUCUAUCCAUACCACAGUUGAGAGCCGGGGUGGUCAAUAAUCUUAGCGUUCACUUUUGUUUAAAAUAUGCCAGAUUUCAGCUAUACCGAAUCAAGGGUGAAACUACAACAUUAAAAUGGAAAAUGCGUUGCUUCAUAUGCAAACCGAGUGCGGAAGCAGGCGAGCUCAGCAGCACACAGCUGCCACCUUCUCAAAUUCGAGAACAAUUUUCUUCAAGCGAAGGAGUAACUAUUUCAUCGCUCUCCGAUGGAAAUUUCAAUCAAUUUGAACUAUCCGAAGAUAGACUUGAACAGCUGUACCGAUCGGAGGAUCACGAUACGCAGGUAGUCAUGGUUAAAUUACUCAUGGUGCUACUGAAACAUAACGAGGUGGUAACCGAAGAACGAUUGGUUCGUGCUUGGAGUGAACUUAUUACUUGCGGCAUCGACGAGGUUUGCAUCACAUUCGGCAACACAUUUGGCAUAUUGAUGGAAACUGUUCAGCAAUCGAAAUAUAGCAAACAAGCGAAGGACCAAAUUAUUCAAAUUUGUCUGGACAAACUUCUGCAAGCGGUUCGUCUUAGUCUCAACAAAUCCAACUACAAUCAUCAAUCGGCUGUAAUGAAUAUGGUUCUAAAGUUUGCCGUGUGCCCCGGUAUCGAUGAGGAGCGGUUACUUCACUGCAUUAGAAUGAUAUUCUUCUACUUGAUGCUUCGUGAGUCGGAAGUAACCCGGGAGGCUACUUUGAUUGUUGAGGAAAUGUGUGAAUACCACAAGGUCUCUCCGUCGGAUAUGCUCAAUUGGUAUCGCCACGAUAUCGUCAAACUUAUUGUUGCCAUUACUACCACCAACUAUUGCUGCUAUGGGAUGUCGUUGACCAAAUCAUUGACACACGUAAGCAAAACUUUCCAAUUUGCUGGAGCCGGCGAGUUUGCCGCCAAGUACUAUAAAAUGAUUUUGGCGAUGCUUCUGCCGUGGUGUGUAAAGCGCCCAAAAUGUGAAAACCUGCUACAAGAGCUAGCCGAUCUUAUUCGAAAGGAUAAAACUGUACUUCUUUCGGGAUCAUUUCUCACCAUCUAUCCGUACCUAUUCAUCAACGAAAUUACGGCUAACAUUACCAAUCAGUGCAUCGAUUAUAUUAUGACCAACACUGGAAACUCGUUGGUUCACCUACUUCAAUCGGAUAUAAAGAAAACAGUCUCCGAGAUUCUCAUAUUUUAUCACAUCAACGCGGAGUGCGUUUUGCAUGCAUUUCGUAGUUUGCUCGCGAAGGACGACGCUCACGAUAUCACGACCGCUCGAAUGGCCGACUACAUCUCCAAUCGUUUCUUGGGAGUAUUGACAUAUUUUGAAGCAUCACUGAUCAACCUCGAGAAUGAGAAAGCGUUGAAACGGGAGACGGUUCUCAGUUUGGGGGAAAUAAUUCGUUUACUAGGUGGUCACCACAUAACACCUUUCCGGUUUAAAAUCAUCGCACUGUUGAAGACUACUCUGGCCAUAGAAGAGCCGAACUUAAAAGAUAUAUGUAUCAAAGUGUGGCGGAUCUUCAUUUGUACUGUAGACGUUCAGCAGUUGGGUCCUUUACUCAGCACAAUAUUCGUUUCACUGGAGCAGCUCAUUGAGCAGUUUCCGGAGGACAUCAACUACAUAUUUCAUUACCUGGUUGUACAAAAUAACAGUUUAUUGAGUCAACAUAUAUCAGACUUAUUCUUUCUUGAUCAAACCAAAGUCGAUGAAGAAAUUAAAAAGGUCGUCGCAGCUCAUACGAAAAACGAUCGAGAUCGAGAUCAGUUCCUGCAUAGAUUUACCGAACUUGUCAAGCAUGUGAAUCACGAAAAUCUCUCCGUAAGAGUUUAUGGGUUGAAAUACAUGAGGCAACUUUUUGCUACGAAUCGUAAUAAGCUAAAUGAUGCUAUUGUGGGACAAUUGACAUUUAAUCCGAUGGUUGAAAACUUGUUGGAUAACCUCAUCAAAAGUUGCAGUGAUAUAGAUGUCAACUAUCGAUUGAGAGCAUCGGAAUGAAUUGGAGAGCUUGGAGCACUAGCGCCAAGUUAUUUGCCGCCUAACUACGCACCACAGGAUAGUUUCGCUCUAAGUAUCCAUUCGGACGCGUUUGCUACAAUGGCACUUGCUGAACUAUGCCGUGCCUACCAAUUCCAAAAAGAUACCAAAUUUGUUGAUAGUUUUUCUUUGGCAAUUCAGGAAAUUUUGGUAGAACGAGGAGUGUCUCCUGUCACAGGUCAAAAAUUGGAGGUAUGGGAAGCUAUUCCGGAACGUUUGCGACCAAUUAUGGAACCGUUACUCACUUCCUGCUACACUGGAUUGUCAAGGAUAUCUACUCUCGAAUGUCAUCCGAUAUUCGGUAGCGCAAAGGCUCAGUCCUGCCAAGAAUGGGCCUAUAUAUGGGCAACGCAAAUGAUAGAAAAGUUGGAGAAAAGUAAAACGCAAGGGGUUCUAAAAUCCUUUCAACCUAGUAUUCGUUGUGAUAUAAGUACGAUGACCAUGUUUCUACCGUACAUUCUACUUCACGCCCUGCAGGGUAGCUCAGAAGAGAACCAAAAAAGGAUUGCUGAAGAGGUGCAGUUUCUAUUUAAUGCUAUUAUGAACAACAAUCCGGAAGUGGACAGUCCAGAGAAACAGAAUCAUUACAUCCGAGGUUUACAAACUAUGCAGUUUGUGCCCAAAGAACUUAAGCAGAAUGAUUCAUCGACCGACAUGUCGUUCGAAUGUGCAAAGUUAGCGUUCACAUUACUAGACUUUCUCGAGAGAUGGAAACGACAAUGGCUAAAAGUUUAUAAACUUGAUCCUAGCAAAACAGAUUUCCACAACGUGGACAAAUUUCUCCUCCAACUUGAUCACGAAAUGUUGGCCAACAUAAAUUUCAAGUGUAACGAAUACGCCCGAUCUCUUAUGUACCUAGAAUCGUUCAUCGAGGAAGACCCGGUUCGACUGCAGCAGAACUUAGGUAUGUUGGCAAGAAUUUUCACACACUUGAAUGACCCAGAUUCGGUAGAAGGAGUGAUGUGUUUGAAAACUACAGAACCGACGUUGGCGGAGCAAAUUCUUUUGCACAACGCUUCCGGUCAGCUACAUCAAACUGCGGCGUGCUAUGAACGUAUGCUUCAGGUGGGCGAUAUGAGUCCAUCUGAUAUUCACAACAUGGUCGAAUGCUACCUUUGUUUGGAUCAACCGGACACCGCUUUACUUUUGUCGGAAAGUUUACUCAACAAGUAUUACGACCACAAUGUGCAUUCGUUGCUGCAAGAAAUCAAAACCGAACCGCUGUACCGAUUGGGACGAUUCGAUGAACUUGAAGAGCUAUUGGAAUCUCCAUUGGUUCAAGAAAGCGAUAGCUGGGGCGUGAUUUGUGGAUCCUUAAUGAUUAGUUAUAGGAAGAACCAACACAGCUUGUUUGUGCAGAAACUUGAACAGGCUAGAUUGGCUGUUUUGAAGAGUUUGCGGAAUGCUGACCUGAAACUUAGUGCUUACGAGAAAGGUUAUGAACAGGUUCUUAAACUGCACAUGAUUACAGAGUUUGAAAAAUGCGAACAAAUACUUGAGAGUGUGCGUUCAACCGGUUGUCUUGAACAAUGUCAUUUCGAUAUAAAAAAUCUAAUUGCGAAUUUUGAAGCUCGGUUGGAACUGCUGCAGCCCAAUGCGGCGACAGUUGAACCAAUAAUAAGCCUUCGAAGAAUAUUGUUGAAUGAAACAAAAGUUCUAAUCAAUGGAUUCGGUUCCAGUGCUAGUGACGGUGACGUUAUUAGGGAAAUCAACGAAACCAUAGACGGACAUAUAGGCGAAUUGUGGAUAAAGAGCACGGAACUGGCGUCGAGAGCAAAAUUGUUCCAGCAAGCUCAACUUUAUAUUCUGCAUGCUGAAAGUUACAAACCAAAGGAACUGUUUGUCGUAAAAGCAAAACUGCUAUGGGAGAAACGUGAAAUGUCUAAUGCGUUUAAGGUUUUGGAAAGAGGGUUGGCAGAUGUUUUGGAGAAAGCAAAUGUGAAAGAGGUAAAAUUACUGCAAAAAGAGGAUAGAGUCAUCUACGCGCAGGGAAAACUUCUGAUUGCCAUUUAUAACGCGGAAGCCUCCAAUAUUUCGGCUAACGCCAAUCAAAAAUGUUUCAAAGAGGCAGUUGUAGCAAAUCCUGAAUCGGAGAAAAGUAUGGUACAUUUGGCUCAAUAUCUGGAUAAGUUAUAUGUAAACUUUAGCACCGAUGACCAGGACAGCGCGAGAGGAUGGGAAUUGUUGCACGAAAUAAUGACAUACUAUGGAAAAUCUAUGAUGUUUGGUUCGACCUACAUUUAUCAAUCCAUGCCAAGAGUGCUGAGUAUUUGGUUGGAUUGUACUUCUAAGGGAGUGAAUAACGAUUCUCACAGGAAGAUUUGCAACAAUAUGAACAAAUUAGCGCUGAAAUUUAGUGAAACUCUAUCACCCUAUUUCUUCUUCACUGCUUUUUCGCAAUUGAUUAGUCGAGUUGCUCAUCCAUCCGUUGAAGUUUACCAGGUACUGAAAGCAAUCAUCGUAAAGCUGAUUCUGAAUUAUCCUCAACAAUCUCUUUGGAUGAUGCUUAGCGUAUACAAGUCUUCAUAUGCAAAUCGAGUGAAACGAUGCCAUGAAAUUUUCCAUGACAAGAAACUGGCAAAAACAUCCGUUCAAAAAAUGAUCACCGAUUUCAAUGCUCUCGCGGAGAAAUUCAUCGAACUGACCAAUAAAGAUCUGGUGAAUACCAAGGAAACUAAGGUCACCGUGUCUUCGCUUGUAAAAUCGCUUCCAAAAUUUUUUAGUGAUCCCAAUUUAUCAGACAUUAUGAUGCCGAUUCAGAAGUGUAUGCAACUGGUCUUGGACAAAAGUUCUACAACAUUUUCACCAUACCCGAUGAACCCAGUAUACAUUCAUAGCAUACAGGAAGAGGUGAUAAUUUUGCAAUCACUUCAGAAACCCAGGAGGAUCACACUUAUAGGUCACGAUGGCCGAGAGUAUAUUAUGAUGAUGAAACCUAAAGAUGAUCUACGUAAAGAUUUCCGAUUGAUGGAAUUCAACGCGGUAGUUAAGCAGUAUCUCUAUAAGGAUCCAGAUGCUAAACAUCGACGGCUUAACAUACGAACCUACGCAGUUCUACCUCUAAAUGAGGAAUGUGGCAUAAUCGAGUGGGUGGCGAAUCUCAACACAUUCCGUAGCAUAAUUUGCACAUAUUACAAACAACGUGGAGUGGCAAUGGCUUCGAAGGAACUGCGAAAUUAUAACUACAAAAAAUCAGAUCCAUUGCAAAUAAAAAAAGAUGCAUUUUUGAAUGUACUUCUACCUCGUCAUCCAUCGGUAUUCGGAGAAUGGUUCCGGGAUCGAUUUUCUAAUCCACACAACUGGUUUCAGGCACGCAGUUCUUACAUCCGUACUACAGCGGUCAUCUCUGCAGUUGGCUAUAUUCUCGGGCUAGGAGAUCGGCACGGUGAAAACAUUCUUUUCGAUGCUACCAACGGCGACACCGUGCACGUAGAUUUUAACUGUUUAUUUAAUAGAGGAGAGACGUUUGAAGUUCCGGAACUUGUUCCCUUUCGUCUCACUCAUAACAUGGUAAAAGCCAUGGGACCACUUGGUGUAGAAGGUCUCUUCCGUAAAUGUUGUGAAAUUACUUUGAGAGUACUGCAGCAUCAGACUCCAACACUGAUGUCGGUACUUAAACCGUUCGUUUAUGACCCACUAGUAUCAUGGAACAAGAUCACCAAACACGAUGGCACCACAGAACGUACAGAUCCCCAAGCAAUGAACAAUGUUAGGCAUAUCGAAGAGCGAUUAAAAGGCUUCGUAAAAAUACAUGGUAAAACUUCACAAAUGCCGUUGUCAGUCGAAGGGCAAGUUAAUCACUUGAUAAGCGAAGCUACUAGUCUGGAUAAUCUGGCACAGAUGUAUAUCGGUUGGGCAGGCUACAUGUAAGUUCAGGACUGAACUGAAUCUAUAAUUGUCAUGUCUAAUAAAACAUUUCCAAAUGCA
Molecule: messenger RNA, 8029 nt
Organism: Topomyia yanbarensis
Lineage: Eukaryota; Metazoa; Arthropoda; Insecta; Diptera; Culicidae
Product: serine/threonine-protein kinase ATR-like
Biological process (GO): telomere maintenance; protein phosphorylation; DNA damage checkpoint signaling
Cellular component (GO): nucleus
Molecular function (GO): protein serine/threonine kinase activity; protein binding
Source: RefSeq, a predicted model, not a curated record